AUUUCUCAGCUCGAGUCGUCACACUUCAAACCCAGAAGCAAAGGCGAGCUCAGGUCGAGGAGCAACAAUGGCGGAAGCUGAGAACAAGCACAGAGGCCACGUGGUGGUGAUGCCGUACCCAGUCCAAGGCCAUCUUAAUCCCAUGAUUCAAUUCGCCAAACGCUUGGCCUCCAAAGGCGUCAGAGCUACCGUCGCCACCACCUCCUACACUGUCUCCUCCAUCUCCGCCGCGUCCCUCGCCGUCGAGCCGAUCUCCGACGGCUUCGAAUUCUGCAGAAUAGCCGAUCCCUCCUUCAGUGUCGAGCUCCACUGCGAGUCCUUCAAGCAGCACGGCUCCGAAACCCUAACCCGCGUGAUCGAGAAAUUCAAAUCCACCGAUUCUCCCGUCGAUUGUCUCGUCUACGACUCGUUCCUUCCAUGGGGACUCGACGUCGCGAGAGGCACUGGAGUUUCGGCGGCGGCGUUCUUCACCAACAACCUCACCGUCUGCUCCGUACUGUCUAGGUUUUCGAGCGGCGAAUUUCCCCUUCCGGUCGACCCAAAUGCGGCGCCGUUUCGGAUCCGCGGGUUGCCGCCGCUUAACGUCGACGAUCUGCCGUCGUUCGUGACUCGGCACCGGCUGAGCCACCCGGCGCACCGGCAGAUGCUUCUGGGUCAGUUCACCAACCAUGAGAAUGCGGAUUGGCUGUUCGUCAAUAGCUUCCAAGGCUUAGAAACACAGGAUGACGAAAGUGGAGACUCGGAGGCAAUCCGGGCAAAGCUGAUCGGACCGAUGAUUCCGUCAGCAUACCUCGACGGCCGGAUCAAGGGCGACAAAGGGUAUGGCGCAAGCUUGUGGAAACCUCUGUCCAAAGAAUGCAUGGAUUGGCUCGAAAGCAAGCCGUCUCAGUCUGUGGCAUUCGUAUCCUUCGGCUCCUUUGCCAACGUCACCGAUAAACAGCUCCGCGAGAUAGCUUUCGGGCUAAAAGAGUCGAACUUUUACAUCCUCUGGGUGAUAAAGGAUGCCCAGAUCGAGAAAUUGCCAGAUGGGUUUGUGGAAUCGGUCAAAGACAGAGCUUUGAUGGUCUCAUGGUGCAACCAGCUGGAGGUUCUGGCUCACGACGCGGUCGGGUGCUUUCUCACGCAUUGCGGGUGGAAUUCGACGCUGGAAGGGCUCAGCCUCGGGGUGCCGAUGGUGGGAAUGCCGCAAUGGAGUGAUCAGCAGUGUGAUGCCAAAUUCAUCGAGCAAGUGUGGAAGGUCGGGUACAGGGCAAAGGAGGAUGUCGAAGGCGUCGUGAAGAGAGAGGAGAUCGUGAGGUGCUUGAAGGGAGUGAUGGAAGGAGAGAGCAGCGUUAAGAUUAGAGAGAGCUCCAUGGAAUGGAAAGAGUUGGCCAAGAAAGCCAUGAGUGAAGGCGGAAGCUCUGAUCUCCGCAUUGAGGAAUUCGUUCGGACUUUGGGUGGGACUGAGAAAUGAACCGUCUGAGAUUUGGUGGUAUUUGUACUGAAUGUUCUCAAGUUUACGAAGAACAGAAUUUACCACCAAUUGUUAAAUUUACCCUAUUCUUCCUAAUCUAUCGACGAAAUUCGACUGAUA
This is a messenger RNA of Tarenaya hassleriana, 1573 nucleotides long. Its product is annotated as UDP-glycosyltransferase 74B1. Gene Ontology annotation, molecular function: UDP-glycosyltransferase activity. The transcript has 2 exons. Bases 68 to 1453 code for a protein of 461 amino acids. Lineage: Eukaryota; Viridiplantae; Streptophyta; Magnoliopsida; Brassicales; Cleomaceae. The record is from RefSeq and is a predicted model, not a curated record.